Saccoglossus kowalevskii is the source of this 844-nucleotide messenger RNA. Its product is annotated as RNA cytosine-C(5)-methyltransferase NSUN2-like. Gene Ontology annotation, biological process: tRNA methylation. Lineage: Eukaryota; Metazoa; Hemichordata; Enteropneusta; Harrimaniidae. Gene Ontology annotation, cellular component: nucleus; cytoplasm. Gene Ontology annotation, molecular function: tRNA (cytidine-N5)-methyltransferase activity; tRNA binding. The record is from RefSeq and is a predicted model, not a curated record.
AUGGAUUUGUACUUGCCAAUGAUUCUGACAACAAACGAUGUUACAUCAUGGUACAUCAAACUAAAAGACUGAACAGUCCUUGUUCUAUGAUUGUAAACCAUGAUGCUACUGCCAUGCCUGUUAUCAAGAUACCUGAUGCAGAACACACUGGACAAUUUAAACAGUUGAAGUUUGAUAGGGUCCUCUGUGAUGUCCCUUGUAGUGCUGAUGGAACACUGAGGAAAAAUUAUUUGGUUUGGAAGCGUUGGAGUGUUCAUAAUGGAUUCUCUUUACAUCCUAUACAGCUUCGUUUACUGACAAGAGGAGUGGAAGUGUUGGAAAUUGGCGGCCGUUUAGUUUAUUCUACGUGUUCAUUCAACCCAGUAGAAAAUGAAGCUGUAGUGGCUGCAUUACUUAGUAGAAGUCAAGGUGCUGUAGAGUUGGUUGAUUGUUCACAAAAAUUGCCACAAUUAAAGAGGAUUAAUGGAAUGACAUCAUGGAAGAUUCUGAAUGAAAAUGGUAAAGAAUUUCUGUCUUUUGAAGAUGUACCCGACCGAAAUAAAAAGAGAUUAAGAGAAACGAUGUUUGCUCCUAAAGAUAUUGAUAGUUUACAUAUAAACAGAUGUAUGCGUUUAUUACCACAUCACCAGGACUCUGGCGGAUUUUUCAUAGCAGUUCUACAAAAGGUGAAGUCAUUGCCGUGGAUAAAUGAAUCUAAAAAUAAGAUGCAUUCUGAUAAGCAGGUGUCAAGCUCUGUGGAUAUGUCCAGUGACAGUGCUGAGAAGCAGGUGUCAAGCUCUGUGGAUAUGUCCAGUGACAGUGCUGAGAAGCAGGUGUCAACUGAAAACAGUGAAGAAAUCAGCAA